This is a messenger RNA of Passer domesticus (house sparrow), 2167 nucleotides long. RefSeq names its product beta-1,4-galactosyltransferase 4 (gene B4GALT4). Gene Ontology annotation, molecular function: galactosyltransferase activity. Gene Ontology annotation, cellular component: Golgi apparatus. The transcript has 8 exons. Gene Ontology annotation, biological process: carbohydrate metabolic process. NCBI's taxonomy places the organism in Eukaryota, Metazoa, Chordata, Aves, Passeriformes, Passeridae. The record is from RefSeq and is a predicted model, not a curated record. Bases 617 to 1675 code for a protein of 352 amino acids.
CUGUAAGUGUGGAGGAUGUCUGCAAUGCUCUGGUUUUUGCAUUUUAAGUGCAGCUUUGGAUGGUUUUGUGUUAAAGUAAAUGCAGUACUGGAUGUAAUUUUCUCUAUUUCACACGUGGAAACCGGAGCACAGGCAAGUGAUGCUCUUCACUAAACAUUUUCUCACUGACAAGACAUAAAUUAUUUCACUUGCUGCUCCUGAUGUUAAUUUGGAAGAGCCAGAAUAGUGAUCAGUGGGCUUGAAAGGAGACUUGCACAAGUUCACAGAAAGUGUAAUCUGACAAUAUACUCCAGGUGAUGAUGGAAACAACUACCUGAAAGGAAGCUGUGGAAGUUCCCAAGAGACAGCUGAGGCAGUUUACAAGACAGUUUUCAACAGAGUGGUUUAGAGAAAAGGAAGUCCAGGUUAAAGUAAUAUUUUGUGACAUUUGAAGAGCAAACAGUACUAUGGCUCCUUGAAUUUCAGAACUGCAGGAAGUGCAGCAGCCCUCCCUACCUCCAGCUUUACUUCCUUACUGUGACAUUCUUAUUGGGAGCUGUGGUUUCAUGCCCACUGGAUAUGCAGUGACUUGCCUCAGCAUCAGAGCAGAGGAAGCUGUUGUGGAUCAGGGAAAGCCAUGGCCUUGGGCUUGAAUGUUUUUAAACUCUUCUAUAAGUUCAAAGUGUUGGUGCUUGUCACUUUAUUUGUGAUGGUGCUAUGGACCACAUUCGGUUACUUAGUGGACACCAGACAGGAAAUUCCUAAAGCUAAGAGCAUGGUGGAGUUUUUCAGGAAGAUAACUAGCCUGGAGCACAGUCAGAAGGAAGAGAAGACUGAAUCCACUGCAGAUGUUCCCACGGUGAAGUCAUUUCAGGAUCCCUGCCCAGCUCUGUCUCCGUACCUGCGAGGUGCCAGCAAACUCUCCUUCAAACCUUCUGUUACACUGGAAGAGGUGCAGAAGGAGAACCUUCAGGUAGCCGAGGGCCGGUACCACCCUGUGGAGUGCUCAGCCCUGCAGCAUGUGGCCAUCCUUAUCCCACACCGCAACCGGGAGAAGCAUCUGCUGUACCUCCUGCAGCACCUCCACCCCUUCCUGCAGAGGCAGCAGCUGGAUUAUGGCAUCUAUGUCAUUCACCAGGCUGGCAACACCAAAUUUAAUCGAGCCAAACUGCUGAAUGUAGGAUACCUAGAGGCCCUAAAGGAAGCAAACUGGGACUGUUUCAUUUUCCAUGAUGUGGAUCUGGUGCCAGAAAAUGACUUUAACAUUUACAUGUGUGACACACAACCAAAGCACCUUGUAGUUGGCAGGAACAAUACUGGAUACAGGUUACGGUACCGGGGAUAUUUUGGAGGUGUAACUGCUCUUACAAGAGAUCAGUUUUCCAAAGUGAAUGGAUUCUCUAACAACUACUGGGGUUGGGGUGGAGAAGAUGAUGACCUUCGAAUCAGGGUUGAGAUGCAGAAGAUGAAAGUGGUGAGGCCGCCUGCUGAUGUGGCCAGGUACACGAUGAUCUUCCACAAGCGUGACCACGGGAACGAGGAGAAUCGAGAGAGGAUGAAGCUUCUCCGUCAGGUCUCUAGAACAUGGAAGACAGAUGGCCUGAAUUCCUGUUCCUAUAAACUGCUCUCUGUGGAACACAACCCACUGUACAUCAACAUCACGGUGGACUUCAGUGUGCAGCCCAAGGUCUCAUAGGGGCCAGCACCUCCCAAGUUAAAGGAAAUGGCAACAAAUCUCCUUUGUGGCUGCUGUUAGAGCAGAUGACUUCCAGCACCUGCUUGGAAGAGUCCUUCAGUAGCACAGGAGCAAGUAAAGUGCUCCUUCACAGCAUCUCAUUGAGUGGUUGAGAGUUUCCUUUUGUGAGGACUGGAGUUAUGGACUGACCCAAGGGACAGGUCCUUGUGUUCUUCUAUGCACUUUUUUUCUGGGACAUUAGAAAAUAUGUCCUUGUUUGAGCUGGUCCAAGGACUUGAACCAACUCCCUGAAAAAAUAUUUCAUUUUGCAACUCUUUCUAAAGUUAUUUGUGGUCUUAUUAAAAGCACAAUAACUCUUCAAGAACUACAAAGUUGAUGAGAAAAGUUAAUUUUUUCCGGCCUAAGGAAAAACUGCUUAUGUGUGAGGGAAGGGCAGUAAUGGUAAUGGGUAAGGAGAUGUAACAAAUUUCUCAAUAAAUGCACUCCACUGAA